GUACAAAAAUUAAGACAGUAUUCAUCACCUCUGAAGCAGAAUCUUUAGUCACAUCUUCGAUGGCUAACAAUUGUAAAUUAAAACUAUCUGGCACAAUAAAUACACAAUGGACGCUGAAUAAGGAAAAGAGGCAAAAUAACAAGACAAUGUAUGUCUAUAUCAUUACUACACAUCAGGUGACUAUUUCGGAUAACAUAAAUUGUUAAUACACAUUUAUUAUAUUAACAUCGAAAUGGGAGUACCCAAGUUGAAGAAGUUUGUGUCCAGUAGCAAAGGAUGGGACACAAUACAAGUGUCAGGCGAAGUAGUCAUCGAUGGCAACUCACUCUGCUAUAAUCUGAACAAACAGCAUGAGUGGAAGUUUGGAGGUGAUUACAAAGAGUUCUAUGAAACGGUUACAGUGUACAUUCGAGAGCUCAAGGCAUUAGGAAUAGAGCCGUACAUUGUGGUGGAUGGUAUGGAUCACGAUAACAGCAAGUAUCAGACGUACAUAGCGAGAAACGAAGAGCGUAUCAACCGAAUCGCUAUCAGUCAAUCCAGGGGCACUACACCACAUAACGUCGUUCGUCCGUUGUUCAUACAUACUGUGUUUCUUGAUGCACUGAGAGACUUGAAGACAAAAUUCUUCAUAGCAGACGGAGAGGCAGAUCGAGAUAUUGCAUCCCUUGCCAAUAGUUUAUCUUGCCCUGUUAUCAGCGAAGAUUCAGACUUCUUCAUUUUCAACAUUGAAGCUGGCUACAUACCAUUGACAGGUGGUGACCAACAAACACGAAUUGAUUUUCAAAAGCCAGUCAAACGAUUUCAGUAUAAAGAAUUCGAUAAAAGCUUAAAACUGAACGAAGAACAGCGGCUGUUCUUUCCUUUUAUCCUAGGAAAUGACUUCCAUAAGGGUGUUUCACGGUCCUCACUGCAAUUAACAUCACGCACACCACUCCACGACAUCUCAGAAAAACUAGCAAUGCUAGAUUUCAGCAAUGCAACUUUGACACAAUUCGUUUGUCCGAACCCCACAAGCCAGAUGGAAAAUAUCAGAUUGUACUACAGAGGGACAGCUCGAUCAUUUGAUGACCUUGCAUCUACCAGUUCACUUCUGGAGUUGUAUCCACACACCCCAGAGUGGAUCAUGCAGGAGUACAAGAAUGGUAGGUUCAUGGCUCCAAUAAUGAGUCUUGCAACUUGCCCUACUACAAAGCGGUGGCGACACACAAUAGUAGUCGAAGAUUUCAGUCAACAAAGCGCGUGGAAGGUUACAAAAAUUGGAAGAAAAUUUAUCAUUGGGGCUUUACUUGGUGACCAAGCAAACAAGCAUCAGAUAGUGACAACCGAAAUUAAGCCACCACCACCUGACAACUCAAAACUUGCAUUGGUGGACACCGAAGUCAUCUUAGCUCCAAAGCACACCAAAAUUCUACCUGUGCCACUAAAAGAUGUUCCACAAAUGACAGUCACCGUUCGCAAGGAGAUAAUGUAUCGUGUGUUUCACUAUACAGAGCCUGCUGAGUCGGACAUUCCUGAGGGGCUACAGUUAGCCAUGAUCGCAGGGCGCUGCUGGGUACGUAAAGUAGUUUGCGACAAUACACACCUGAUUCAGUCGCUCGUAUGCUGUAUUCUAACCUGCUAUGGCCAUUUUCAAAUGAUUGAUCGAAAAGACGGAUGUAAGCUAGCUCAACAUGAGAUGCUGUUUUUUCUACACUCCUAUGCUCAGUGGCAGUGUCUACUACAUCACGUUAUCGCGUUUAACCAAGUUCUAAGCCACCCCUUUCCAUACACAAGCCCUGCUAGGCUAUUCUCUUCAAGUUUACUUCUACACUUCUACCAGCAGACCUCACAGGUCCUACAAGAAAAGAUGGACACAUUGGCAACGAGUAUGCUACAAAUAAUUACAGAGAGCAAGUAUUCUACUGAAAGUUUGAAAGAUAUUGAACUAGAGCCUUCGCAGACAAAGAAACGUCGCACUACAUACUGAACUAUAAGUAUAUAUAUAUAUCGUAAGGUGACAGGUAUUAUUAUUAAAUGCGACUUUAGAGUUUUAUACCGACCAUUUUUCAAAUUAUCCGUGAAUUUAGUUUCCUCUCAUUUGCUAACAUCACAUGCAGUAAAUGUUAAUAAAUUUAUAGAGUGCACAUAAUAUGCAAUAGUGUAUAUUGAAAUUUUAAUUGAAAUACAUUGAAGAUCAUAAA
Molecule: messenger RNA, 2180 nt
Organism: Halichondria panicea
Lineage: Eukaryota; Metazoa; Porifera; Demospongiae; Suberitida; Halichondriidae
Product: protein asteroid homolog 1-like
Exons: 1
Coding region: 233-1966 (577 amino acids)
Source: RefSeq, a predicted model, not a curated record